AUGCUGCCUCCUGGGCGCAACCGCACCGUUCAACCGGCAAGGCUGGGAUUACAGAGGCAACUGGCUCAGGUGGACGCCCCAGCGGGCUCAGCCACCCCACUGGGACCCGCGCAGGUGGUCACCGCAGGCCUCCUGACUCUCCUAAUUGUCUGGACCUUGCUCGGGAACGUGCUAGUGUGUGCUGCCAUCGUCCGCAGCCGCCAUCUGCGCGCCAAGAUGACCAACAUCUUCAUCGUAUCCCUAGCUGUCUCAGACCUCUUCGUGGCAUUGCUGGUCAUGCCCUGGAAGGCUGUGGCUGAGGUGGCUGGGUACUGGCCCUUUGGGACAUUCUGUGACAUCUGGGUGGCCUUUGACAUCAUGUGCUCCACUGCUUCCAUCCUGAAUCUGUGUAUCAUCAGCGUGGACCGUUACUGGGCUAUUUCCAGACCCUUCCGCUACGAGCGCAAGAUGACCCAGCGAGUAGCCCUGGUCAUGGUGGGCCUGGCCUGGACCUUGUCCAUCCUCAUCUCCUUCAUCCCGGUCCAACUCAAUUGGCACAGAGACAAGGCAGGCUCCCAGGGCCAAGAGGGCCUGCUGUCCAAUGGGACACCCUGGGAGGAAGGCUGGGAGCUAGAAGGGAGGACGGAGAACUGUGACUCCAGCCUGAACCGAACCUACGCCAUCUCCUCGUCGCUCAUCAGCUUCUACAUCCCGGUGGCCAUCAUGAUCGUGACCUAUACGCGCAUCUACCGCAUUGCGCAGGUGCAGAUCCGCCGGAUCUCCUCCCUAGAGAGGGCAGCUGAGCAUGCUCAGAGCUGCCGGAGUCGUGGAGCCUGUGAACCUGACCCCAGCCUGCGCGCGUCCAUCAAGAAGGAGACCAAGGUCUUCAAAACCCUGUCAAUGAUCAUGGGGGUCUUCGUGUGUUGCUGGUUGCCUUUCUUCAUCCUGAACUGUAUGGUUCCUUUCUGCAGCAGUGGGGAUGCCCAGGGCCCAAAGACUGGCUUCCCCUGUGUCAGCGAGACCACCUUCGACAUAUUCGUCUGGUUUGGCUGGGCCAACUCCUCUCUCAAUCCCAUCAUCUAUGCCUUUAAUGCAGACUUCCGGAAGGUGUUUGCCCAGCUGUUGGGGUGCAGCCACUUCUGCUUCCGGACCCCAGUGCAGACGGUAAACAUCAGUAAUGAACUCAUCUCCUACAACCAAGACACGGUCUUCCACAAGGAGAUCGCUGCUGCCUAUGUCCACAUGAUACCGAAUGCAGUAUCCUCCGGAGACAGGGAGGUGGGAGAGGAGGAGGAGGAGGGGCCUUUCGAUCACAUGUCUCAAAUCUCUCCAACGACCCCAGACGGUGACCUGGCUGCUGAGUCUGUCUGGGAGCUUGACUGUGAGGAAGAGGUUUCCUUAGGCAAAAUCUCACCUCUUACCCCCAAUUGUUUCGAUAAAACUGCUUAGAAACAUCCUCAUGGGCAUAUACAAUGGUGGC
Messenger RNA from Rattus rattus (black rat), 1459 nucleotides. RefSeq names its product dopamine receptor D5 (gene Drd5). Lineage: Eukaryota; Metazoa; Chordata; Mammalia; Rodentia; Muridae. Gene Ontology annotation, biological process: adenylate cyclase-activating adrenergic receptor signaling pathway. The transcript has a single exon. Gene Ontology annotation, cellular component: plasma membrane. The record is from RefSeq and is a predicted model, not a curated record. Gene Ontology annotation, molecular function: dopamine neurotransmitter receptor activity; G protein-coupled receptor activity. The coding region runs from base 1 to 1428 and encodes 475 amino acids.